This is a messenger RNA of Lathyrus sativus (Indian pea), 1335 nucleotides long. Lineage: Eukaryota; Viridiplantae; Streptophyta; Magnoliopsida; Fabales; Fabaceae. The record is from the annotation of a GenBank genome assembly.
AUGGAUAAAACCCGAACCGGUUUCUAUAAACCCGAAUCUCAUCACUGCUCCAUUUUCCGUCCACCGGAAACACCCCGUGAACCAAUGGAGUUCCUCUCUCGUUCAUGGAGCGUUUCCGCUUUAGAAAUCUCCAAAGCUCUUAACGCUUCUCCCUCUAAUACCACCAUACCGGAAAAUAUCACCGGAGAAUCCGAAGAGUCACCCUCGUUAAACCCGUUUUCUUUUGCCUCCUCGGAAACAUCUCAAAUGAUAAUGGAACGUAUCAUGUCACAAUCCGAAGAUGUUUCUGUAUCGCCACGAACCUCAGGGAGACUCUCUCAUAGUAGUGGACCUUUAACCGAUAGCUCUCCGGUUUCACCAUCUGAAAUCGACGAUAUCAAGUAUGGUCGUGCCAAAAGUGCCGGUGUGAGUUUAAGCGGUUAUUUGAAGCCUCCUGGCAGUGGUGGUAAGACGGUUGGAAGGUGGUUGAAGGAUAGGAAGGAGAAGAAGAAAGAAGAAGCAAGGGCCCGUAAUGCUGAGGUUCACGCUGCGGUUUCCGUGGCAGCUGUUGCCGCUGCAGUUGCUGCUAUCGCAGCGGCCACCGCUGCUUCCUCCGGGUCUGGUGAUGACGAGCAGAUUGCAAAGACGGACUCGGCUGUGGCGUCUGCAGCGACAUUGGUUGCGGCUCAAUGCGUUGAGACGGCUGAGUCUCUGGGGGCGGACAGGGAACAUCUUACUGCCGUGGUUGCCUCCGCCGUGAACGUUAGAUCAGCUGGUGAUAUCAUGACAUUAACGGCUGCUGCUGCAACAGCUUUGCGUGGGGCUGCGACCUUGAAAGCCAGGGCUUUGAAGGAAGUUUGGAAUAUUGCAGCUGUGAUUCCGGUGGAGAGAAAUUUGGGGGGUUCGGAUGGUGGUACUGGAAGUUCAAAUAGUAGCUUUAGCGGCGAGUUUGUUCGAGAAGAGAAUUUUUUGAGUACAUGCAAUAGAGAAUAUCUAGCCAGAGGUAGCGAGCUUCUCAAGCGCACAAGGAAAGGCGAUCUUCACUGGAAAGUUGUAUCUGUAUAUAUAAACAGAAUGAAUCAGGUUACUUUGAAAAUGAAGAGUAGGCACGUUGCUGGGACCAUAACAAAAAAGAAAAAGAAUGUGGUGGUUGAACUAAUCAAAGAUAUGCCAGCUUGGCCGGGCCGCCACUUGCUGCAAGGCGGCGAGAAUCGUCGUUACUUUGGGUUGAAAACACUAAUGCGCGGUGUUGUUGAAUUCGAAUGCAUGAAUCAAAGAGAUUAUGAUGUUUGGACUCAAGGUGUUUCCAGGCUUCUCUCUAUUGUUGCUGAGAAGAACAACAGAAAUAGAUUUUGA